This is a messenger RNA of Exophiala xenobiotica, 2334 nucleotides long. RefSeq lists its product as uncharacterized. Gene Ontology annotation, biological process: positive regulation of translation; nuclear-transcribed mRNA catabolic process, nonsense-mediated decay. The record is from RefSeq and is a predicted model, not a curated record. Gene Ontology annotation, cellular component: nucleolus; cytoplasm. The transcript has 2 exons. Gene Ontology annotation, molecular function: mRNA binding. Lineage: Eukaryota; Fungi; Ascomycota; Eurotiomycetes; Chaetothyriales; Herpotrichiellaceae. The coding region runs from base 129 to 2207 and encodes 692 amino acids.
GUCCUCUAUUGUCACCGUUGCCCAUUGAUGAUGUCGUCGGGGUGAAAAGUGAAUAAACGCAGAUGAGAGACACCUGAAGGGAGAGUGAGCGAAUCUGUGACUGUUCUAUCAACUACGACAAAACCACAAUGUCAGAUCAGGUCAAGGGACGUUCUGGAGGUGUUCUACCAGUGAACGCAGCAGCUAGAAAGAAUGCAACUGCGCAAUCGGGGUCAAAAGGAUCUGCAAGACUACCUGCGCCGAGGUUGAGACUGAUCAUCAGACGACUACCACCAGGCUUGACGGAGACCGAAUUCUGGACAGCUCUGGGCGAUGAGUGGAAAGUUGGAUCUGGAAAGGUCGACUGGGCAGCGUUCAAAGAUGGAAAGAUCUCCAAAGACCCAGCAAAACCUUCACGACCAGCAAGAGCGUACAUCAAAGUCAAGGAACAGUCACUGCUCGAUUCAUUGUCCGCCGCAGUGAAACAAACAUCAUUCCAGGACGCCAAAAAUACCACCAAAGACUCCUGUCUUCUCGGACCACCAUCCCUGGAAUUUGCCCCCUACAACAAAAUCCCCAGCGGACGCAACAGAAAUGACGCACGACAAGGCACAAUCGACCAAGACCAGGAAUUUAUCGAUUUUCUUCAAAGCCUGACAGAACCAAUCACUAAAACUACCGCAAAUGGGGCAGACUCGGCCGAAGUCAAGCAGGAAAAGGCCUCCAUCACACCUCUAGUCCAGUACAUUAAGGACAAGAAGGCCAACAAAGCCAAAGAAAAAGAAGGCAACCAGGCAAAAGCUGCAAAGGCUCGUGAGAAACAGGAGACGAAGCCUGCAACACCAGACACUCCUCGCUCGACCGUUGUUAUUAAGGGUAAGCAUGCGCCAGCCGAGGAGAAGCAGCGUGUCCAGAAAGCCACCGAAGAUGCCGUCAAGGCGAUCAACAAAUCUGUCGCUGCGAUGCAGGGAAAGCAUCAACAGCAGGCUCAGACUUCGGCUAAAGGUGAACCUAAAAAGGCUGCAAAAGAGCCUUCUUCCCCCUCUCCAGCAACAGCAAAUCCCGUCAAGCGCGAGCGCCAACGAGGAAACGUCUCCGCCGCUGCGCGUAUGCUUCAACGUGAUCUAGGCCUGCUAUCGAAGGAGAAUAAGUCUCAGCGCACAGCGAAAGCCAGUACGUCGACUACAACCACAGAGCCCAGCACCUCAUCAACGUCAAAAUCAGUUCCAGCUCCCUCUACUCUGAAAAACCAGCCUGUGCCAGAGCCAAAACCCGCAUCACCCACACCGAACGCCACACCCACCGGCCCACGCGCAUCUCGCACUCCAAGCGCCGCAUCGACAAAGACACCAUCAACACAAUCCCAACGACAAACAAAAUCCGCCGUUCAGCCCUCCGCAGGCGCGAAGUCCGCGUUCCUCAAACAUGCGAACCCUUCGCAGGGCAUCACUGAGGAACUGCUCCAGUCGGCGUUCGAGGAUUUCGGCACGAUUACUAGAUGUGAAAUCGACAAGAAAAAGGGAUUGGGGUAUAUUGACUUCGAUGACACAGAGGGCUUGAGGAAGGCGAUGGCGGCGAGUCCCGUGAAAGUAGCAAACGGCCAGGUCGUCGUACUGGAGAAUAAGAGUCCUUACGCGAAGCGUGGCGGGAGUGCGCAGGGUGAGAAGCAAGGGAGUGCUAGUGCUGGGACCGGCGCUGCGAAAGGUGCAGCGAAUGUGAAGGCGAAUGCGGGCUCCUCCGGCGGGCAGGCACAAGUGCAAGGUCCAGAUGCGACGAGUAAGGCGUCAACGCCAACGCCAACGCCGGGACAAGCACGAAGUGGUGGGAGUGCGUCAAAGGCAGUUGAGCCGACGAAAGAACUUGCUUCUGGGACGACCGUGGCCAAGGACGAGAACCCCAUACCGACAACACCAACGAUACCGGCUGCGGCGACUGGGCCGGCUGCGGCGACACCCCCUACAGCACCUCGAGGAACACCUCGUGGCGGAGCAGGUGGAAAUCGAGGUGGGCGAGCAGGCAGUGGAGGUGGGGGUGGAGGUGGAGCAAGAGGGAAUGCACGAGGCGCAGGACAAGGCGGGAGACAAGGACAAAGCCAUCGAGGUGGACGGGGUGCAAAGCGUGGCGGUGGCGGUGGAGGUGGUGCGGCUGCGGCUGCGGAAGGUGGUCAAGGGCCAGCGCCUACGACAGGGACUGCGCCGGCGGCAGCACCAGCGGCCACAAAGGAAUAGGGUAGCAACAGGGAUGAAGUGGCGUAACUAAGUGAGACUACAAGCAACGGUUGAGUGUAUGCAGACCAGACGAGACGAGAUUUCACUGCCUGCAAAUGCAGUAGUUUGACAUCCAUGGAUUAUUCCG